Messenger RNA from Athalia rosae (coleseed sawfly), 3451 nucleotides. Its product is annotated as homeotic protein antennapedia-like. Gene Ontology annotation, molecular function: RNA polymerase II cis-regulatory region sequence-specific DNA binding; DNA-binding transcription factor activity, RNA polymerase II-specific. Lineage: Eukaryota; Metazoa; Arthropoda; Insecta; Hymenoptera; Athaliidae. Gene Ontology annotation, biological process: anterior/posterior pattern specification; negative regulation of transcription by RNA polymerase II. The transcript has 3 exons. The record is from RefSeq and is a predicted model, not a curated record. The coding region runs from base 2195 to 3247 and encodes 350 amino acids. Gene Ontology annotation, cellular component: nucleus.
UACACAUCUCCUCGACGAGCACGUAUAUAUUCACACCGACACGACGAACGACGAAUCUCUCUCUCUCUCUCUCUCUCCGAGGCACACAUGGAAAAUGUUGUGAAGCGCGUUCCGCGCUGCUUUCCUCCGCACUACAUAGCACCCGGGACUCGACUCACACAAAACUCACGCAAUCGCCGACGUUCGACGUACGUACGUACGUAUACGGUGGUGGUAACUAACGAAACGCCGCCGUUUCACGCACAUGGGAGCAUUCGCGCAUCGGCCUCGGAAAUCGUUCGCUUUCGAAGUGUGUUUGGGCGACGAUUGGUCGUAUCGGUGUACGUUAUGGUAGGUUCACCAGUCGCACACCGCUGCGAGUUGGUACAGCUUUAACGAAUAAGUGUACAGUGGAUGUAGUUUAGCGUUGCCAAUGGUUGUGUCGGGGUAUAGUCAGUGGCAGUGGUAGUAGUAGUGGCGGUCCGUACGCGGCCCGUUGUAUACCGUAGUCGUCAUAUUGCAUAUAGCCUCGUCUCUGUCUGCACUCGGCGGGUCAGAAGCUCCGACACGGUCGCGGGCUGCUGGAUGAAACCGGGGCGUCGGUACGCUGCGUUUGACAGUUUUACUAUCGUCCGAAUAUCCGCGAAUCCGUUGAAGUCUCGACGGUACGUGUAAACGCGCGCGAGGUACCGCUGAAGUGUACGAAGUGUUUUAUUUCCGUAUAAUAAGAAAUCUAAAAUUAAGCCAGUGAAAUCAUCGGCGAUAACGAUGAUUAUCUCUAAUUUUAUCCUGUGCUUCGAUACGUGAUGUUAUUUCAGUGUGGUGUAACGUGUUGGGUGAACAUUGAAAAAUAUCCAUCCAGGAUCUACCUGUCGCUUGGCCAUCCGUAGCGCCGUUUCAUUUAAAUAAUAUCACGUUCCUCGGAUAAACGGCGUACACAUAUUAAGAUUAUUUACACUCGUUCUCGCCUAUCGAUCAGGUGUUGUUUGCACUUCGGCGAAUAUAUCACGGGGCAAUUUCGACUGUGUUAACGCGCUUACAUCUUACGGGUGUCUUGUGGAAAUUCGAGUUCGAUCGAACCCACGUGCUUCGAACGACGACGGUGCCUCGUGCUACGCAAUACAGUCGGCGUGCGGUUAUCAAACAACCUACUACUACUCGGCAGUCGGCGGUGUCCACGGUGUCGCGGUUUACCUAGAUACCUUCGUUCAUUUCUUACGCAUAUCCCGUAAAAUUACACGUCCGGCGAUCGGUUUGCUACCGUACGCUAAAUUUCAUCGCAAAGUUUUUUCCACUCCACAUGUCGUUGGAAACCGCUAUUCAAAACUGACGCUAUCCGACACAGCGUUACUAUCGCUAUCUAACCACCGCGAUGCUUCGCUCCAAUCGUGCUUGAGCGGUAUAUACCCUCGUAACAUGUAUCGCGUCAAGUGUUUGUUUAUUUUUUCUUAAAAAAAAAACAAAAAAAAAAAAACAAAAACAACAUUACGGCAUAUCGCAGUGAUAUGGACGUGUUUGCGAGUACGUCCACCUCGUUCGGCAGCUCGCAUAGCUGUUGCCGCUACUACUCCAUGGCGGAACUCGACAUCUCUUCACCGCCUACUACGGAUCAGGGUGCGGCGUAGCGUCGACAGCCGCGAGCAUCAGAACAGAACAAGAAGGAGCGAUAAUCGUAAUCACCGCGUUGUCCGCAUCGCCUCCACGUACCAUCGUCGUCAAAACAGUAAGCCGUCUUCGGAGUCUCGAUAAUUAUAGCGAAAAGGACGAAGAAGAGGAAGCUUUGAUCUCGUUUCUGGCCGCGACUCGGAGACGAUAGUAACGUGGUUCUGUAUACAGUGAGGCGGUUAAAAUUUUUGUCAAAGUCUCUCGGUAAGUCUCGAAUGUGGUGUUGAAGAGUCAAGUGCGAAUUAUAGAUCCCUUUUUGAAAAUAUAUCUCUCCCACCGAACCCGAGGAGGAGGUUCCCCAGUGAUACUGUACACGCAUCGCGAAGUGGUGAUCCAAUUUUUAAUCGAUGUAUAAAGUGCGUGUGAUUAAAACUCAGUGAAUAGUUCAAAUUAUACGUAUGAUAAGAAAUAUUCGUGUGUGAUAGUGUGCCGAUUGAAAAGAAAAAGAGCAAAAGCAAAGCAAAGAGAAAAAACAAAACAACAAAACAAAACAAAACAAAACAAAAACGGAAGGAAAAAGGUGCGUUCGCGGUGACAGUGAUAGAGUAGCAUGAGUUCGUACUUUGCCAAUCAGUUUGUUCCUGACCUUCGCAAUGGCGGGGUCGAGCACCCCCAUCAGCACCAGCAGCACUACGGGGCUGCCGUUCAGGUGCCCCAACAAACUCAGGGUAUGCAACAGCAGCCCCAGCAAGCGGCUGACCCCUGUGACCCGAGUCUGCUCAGGCAAGGUGUGCCGGGUCAUCAUUACGGAGCGACGGCGGGCCAACAGGGCAUGCCGUACCCCAGGUUUCCGCCAUACGAUCGUAUGGACAUACGGAACGCCGCGUACUACCAGCAGCAACAGGAACACGGCGGAAUGGACGGGAUGGCGGGUUACAGGUCGUCGUCGCCCAGUUCGGCGAUGGGCGGUCACAUGGGUCACACGCCGACGCCGAACGGCAUACCGUCGACGCCGAUCGUUUACGCGAGUUGCAAAUUGCAGGCGGCCGCCGUCGAUCAUCAAGGCGGCGUACUCGACGGACCCGACAGUCCCGACCCCCUCGUCGAAUCCCAAAUGCAUCAUCAGAUGCACCCGCAACACCCCCACAUGCAGGCCCAGCAACCGCCCCUGCAACAACACCAGCAACACAUGCAACAGCAACAGCACAUGAUGUACCAACAACAGCAACAAGGUACCACCCAGCAACAACAACAAGCGACGAUGCAUCCCCAACAACAACAACAACCGCCGCCGCAACAUCAGGGCGUCGUGACGUCGCCGCUCGGACCUCAGCAACAAGGCGCACCUCAGGGUACCGCCGGCGCCAAUUUACCCAGCCCCCUUUAUCCCUGGAUGAGGAGUCAGUUUGAAAGGAAACGGGGUAGGCAAACGUACACGCGAUACCAAACGUUGGAACUCGAAAAAGAGUUCCAUUUCAAUCGGUACCUAACGAGGCGGCGACGCAUAGAAAUCGCCCAUGCCCUCUGCCUCACCGAGAGGCAAAUAAAAAUCUGGUUCCAAAAUAGAAGAAUGAAAUGGAAGAAGGAGAACAAGACGAAGGGAGAACCCGGUUCGGGCGACGGUGACACCGACAUCUCACCCCAGACGUCGCCUCAGGGUUGAACCCCGGACCACGGUGAGCUUCCGCAAAAGAGGUUUCAUCUCUCAGGGUCGCACCUUGUCUUCAGCACUACCUCCUCCCCCCGACCCCCCGACCCCCCGACCCCCCAACCCCCCCCGAACCCCACGAUGACCUCCAAAUGACCCCCACAGCAAUGACGCUUAUCUUGUCGUGUUAAUCAAGUUGCUCGUACCAAAAAACAAAAA